UAUUAGAGAGAGAGACGCCUCUCUUUCGCUCGCCCUUUCUGUCGCGCGCGUUAGGGUUUCGGCGAGGUCGACGACGGCUUCCAUGGCGCAGGAAAGCAACCGAUCGAAGGGCAUGGUGAAGUGGUUCAACGACGUCAAGGGGUUCGGAUUCAUCACCCCGGACGACGGCGGGGAGGAUCUCUUCGUCCACCAGUCCUCCAUCAAGUCCGAUGGCUUCCGCACCCUUGUGGAGGGCGAGGCUGUUGAGUUCUCGAUCUCCGAGAGCGAGGACGGACGCACUAAGGCCGUUGAUGUCACUGGACCCGACGGAUCUAACGUCCAGGGCGGCGGGAACGGGGGCGGACGCAGGGACGGGUUCGGCGGCGGCCGCGGUGGUGGAUCGCGCGGAGGAGGUGGGGGGUACGGUGGUGGAGGGUACGGUUUCAACGGUGGGAGUAGGAGUGGCGGUGGGAGGGGUAGGGGCGGUGGUGGAUAUGGUGGGGGCGGUGGUGGAUACGGUGGAGGUGGGGGUGGAUAUGGUGGCGGCGGUGGUGGCGCAUGCUACACCUGCGGCGAAUCUGGUCAUAUAGCUAGAGAUUGCUACCAAGGAGGCGGUGGCGGUGGUGGCGGUGGCGGCGGCGGCGGCGGCGGCGGUGGCGGGGCUUGCUACAACUGUGGCGAAACUGGCCAUCUGGCGAGGGACUGUUACCAGGGCAGCGGAGGAGGAGGAGGUGCAGGUGGCGGUGGCGGUGGAAGGUACUCCGGCGGAGGCAGCGGGGGUGAUCGAUCCUGCUACAACUGCGGUGAAAUGGGGCACUUCGCUCGGGAAUGUCCCGGCAAGAAUUGAGUGGUGAUCUCUUUCUUGCUUCGUCUCCUUAGCAUUUUGCUUAUCUGCUAUAAUGGUUCCAUAGGCUUCAUGCUGGGUUACUUUUUUUUGUGCUGUGGGAUGUUUGCCCCUUCUCUAUGUUUGGUCUUUUCGCUGGUCUUGAUGGAUUGUGUCUUAUUUUGGGUUCUGCAAACAAAGUUUGGAUGAUGUAUAGACUGCUGCUAGUCUUCAUCUUUUUUUCUUAAGAUAUAUACAUUAUGCUGCCGUAUAUUGUUUGUUCUA
This is a messenger RNA of Zingiber officinale, 1087 nucleotides long. RefSeq names its product glycine-rich protein 2-like. Gene Ontology annotation, molecular function: nucleic acid binding; zinc ion binding. The transcript has a single exon. NCBI's taxonomy places the organism in Eukaryota, Viridiplantae, Streptophyta, Magnoliopsida, Zingiberales, Zingiberaceae. The record is from RefSeq and is a predicted model, not a curated record. The coding region runs from base 83 to 826 and encodes 247 amino acids.